AUGGAUGCCGUCUUCCUUGCUCUCUUCAUCAUCGCAGCAGUCCUUGUCAUCAUCUGCUUGUGCAGCAAAAACAAUCAUCAAGACCAGCAGCAGGCGGACGCCCGGCUGCCGGAGGAGAUGAAACCCGUCGCCAUAGCCAUGCUGGACAGCGUCACGUAUCCUCGCCGAAACGCCGGCGGUGACGAUCCAUUAUCAGCCGUAGAGGACUGCGCGAUCUGCCUGGGGCCGUUUGAGGACGGCGAGCUGUGCAGCAUCAUGCCAGUCUGCCGCCACGAGUUCCACAGGGACUGCACCGUCGACUGGUUAAUCAUGGCGUGCAAAAAUACCUGUCCCCUGUGCAGAGCUCAACUACUGCAGUGCUCAGCAGCUGCUGCUGAAAACAUGGUGUAG
Messenger RNA from Panicum hallii, 390 nucleotides. Its product is annotated as RING-H2 finger protein ATL74-like. The transcript has a single exon. The record is from RefSeq and is a predicted model, not a curated record. Bases 1 to 390 code for a protein of 129 amino acids. NCBI's taxonomy places the organism in Eukaryota, Viridiplantae, Streptophyta, Magnoliopsida, Poales, Poaceae.